AUGAUAGCGGUCCUAGCAUUAUUCAUUUUGGCGUCAAGUCUCAUCCUGCAAGCGAAGAACCAGAACGGGGACGAGAGAUCCGCACCAGUUGGAAUCACCGUGUUCAACGGCGACGAGCUGGACUCGGAAGCCCUCGAAGACGGGCUCAUGAAGAAUCUCGGCCUCUCAUCCCUCCCUGAUCUCUCGAAGCUGAGCAUGACCCAGGAAGAGGUGUCCAAGGCGUUUUCCGACAUUUUGUCAUCCGCCGGCGAGAAGAUCCCCGAAGGAGAGCCUCGCCUCUGGACCCUAGAGGCAUCAGGUAUGCACCGACACGCCUCUCGAUCGCCCAACAGACACAGCUUCCCCUUCCUCGAGCGGCUCAUCUGCGAAGCCAGGAGAAAUUCUGGAAGCGAGGAGAGCCUCGUUUUGACCUUCGAUCUGAAAGAAAAAGCGGAGACAGAGGAGAUGGAGUUGUCGCUUUGGUUGGCUCGUCUGGCUCGCCUGGACCUGGAGGUGGAAUCGCAUGAAGGGGAACGUGGAUAUUUGGACCUCCACUACCUGACAAAUUCCUCUGAAGAACUUCUGGAGACCAAGCAGAUCGGGGCCGACGUGCAGGGGUUCGACGUCACGGUCCCCGUGACCCGACACCUGAAGAUGGCAAGCAGGAGAAUCGUCUUCAACAUCAGAUGUCGCGGCUGUCGAGUGUCAGGCUCGACCAUGCAUGUCCUUCUCGUCUCCGAGGAGCGAUCGAAGUCAUGGAAGCAAGACGAGGAGGAACAGGUGGACUGUCCGACCGACCAACAGCACUUGAAGUGUUGCCGGAACAAGAUGACCGUUUUCAUGAAGAAAUUCCCCCAGCUGAACUUUAUCCUUCACCCCCUGGAGUUCGAGGCGUAUCGCUGCGAAGGAAGCUGCCCAAACUAUUUCCGCUCGGCCAACAACCACGCCAUCGUUCAGAGCUUCGUUCGCCAAGAGGACCAGAAGCGACGGCCCUUACAAUUCCGACCGGCCAACAACCUCGCCAUCGUUCUAGGUUUCAUCUGCCAGCAGGACCUGAAGGCCAAGAAGCACACGGUCACCCCAAAACCCUGCUGUAUCCCGAAAGCCCUGAAGGAUCUGGACCCACCAAAUCUACUUGGACGACUACAACACCGAUCAAAGAGGGGCGUGGAAGAAAGACAUCGCCGAGGACUGCGCCUGUUCCAAAUGCUCUUUGUCGUUUUCCUUCUCUGGUGUGAAUAA
Molecule: messenger RNA, 1221 nt
Organism: Darwinula stevensoni
Lineage: Eukaryota; Metazoa; Arthropoda; Ostracoda; Podocopida; Darwinulidae
Source: the annotation of a GenBank genome assembly